GACGAAACUUCUCUCCUUCCUUUCCUUUGUCCCCUUUUGGCAACCAGCCACCGGAAUUACUAGUCGCCCGGCUCUCCAUUGUUUUCUUAUUAAUUUCCCUCCUCUUCUCUCUCUCUCUUGAAAGGCGUUUGACCUUCCUCUCUCUCUUCCAAUUGGUUCUCUGAUCUUUUUGGUUUUGCUUCGAGAACAAAACGAAAGACAGGAUUUUCCUGCCACUUCUUCUGCUUGCUACAGUUAGGAGUUUAUUUCCAUUACAGAGGGGGUUUCUUAAGUAGUAGAGAGUACAGAGCCAAUGGUCUCUUUGGGGCCAAAGGAAUAAAGGGUACUUGACUGUUUGUUAGAUCUUUUGGUAAAUUAGGUCGAAACCACGAAGGAGGGUUUCUUCUGAGGUUAUUCCUUCUAUCUGAGUUGAAGAAGAAGAAGAAGAAGAAGAAGACAGUUGGUGGGUCUUUUGUGGAUUUGGAGAUGGAGAACUACUUUACUGAGAAUUUUGAAGUGCAAGCGAAGAACUCGUCGGAGGAAGCUUUACAGAGAUGGAGGAAGCUUUGUUGGUUGGUGAAGAAUAAGAAGCGCCGGUUCCGUUUCACUGCUAAUCUCUCCAAGCGAUUCGAGGCUGAGGCCAUUCGUCGAUCUAAUCAGGAGAAGCUGAGAGUUGCAGUUUUGGUUUCAAAAGCUGCACUUCAGUUCAUUCAGGGUUUAAGCUUGUCCAGUGACUACAUUGUACCCCAGGAUGUAAAAGAAGCUGGCUUUCAGAUUUGUGCAGAAGAGCUAGGAUCCAUUGUUGAAGGCCAUGAUGUGAAGAAACUAAAAAUUCAUGAUGGGGUGGAAGGUAUUGCAGAAAAGUUGGGCACAACAAUCACCAAAGGCAUUUCCACUUCCGAAAUCGAUAGAAGGCAACGAGUAUAUGGUGUCAACAGAUUCACCGAGACCCCUCCUAAGGGGUUUUGGUUCUUUGUGUGGGAAGCAGUACAAGAUACAACACUUAUGAUACUCGGUAUCUGUGCUUUUGUCUCGCUUCUUGUCGGCAUUGUUACGGAAGGCUGGCCUAAAGGUGCCCAUGAUGGACUAGGAAUUGUUGCCAGCAUUCUUCUGGUUGUAUUUGUCACUGCCACCAGUGAUUACAAGCAGUCUCUGCAGUUCAGAGAUUUGGACAAGGAGAAGAAGAAGAUUGUCAUGCAGGUUACUAGAAAUGGCUUGAGGCAGAAGCUUUCCAUAUAUGACCUUCUUCCAGGAGACAUUGUUCAUCUCUCUAUUGGUGACCAGGUCCCAGCUGAUGGCCUUUUUAUGUCAGGUUACUCGUUAUUGAUAAACGAAUCAAGUUUGACUGGUGAGAGUGAACCAGUUAAUGUCAAUGCUUCAAACCCAUUUCUCCUUUCUGGGACCAAAGUUCAGAAUGGUUCUUGCAAGAUGCUUGUGACAACUGUUGGAAUGAGGACACAAUGGGGUAAGCUCAUGGCUACUCUUAGUGAGGGAGGAGAUGAUGAGACUCCACUGCAGGUCAAAUUGAAUGGAGUUGCCACGGUCAUUGGGAAAAUCGGCUUGUUCUUCGCUGUUGUGACAUUUUCUGUCCUAGUGCAAGGGUUGUUCACUCGGAAGCUCGAGGAAGGAACCCAAUGGAUUUGGUCUGGAGAUGAAGCUGUGGAAAUGUUGGAGUUCUUUGCCAUUGCUGUCACCAUUGUUGUGGUUGCAGUUCCCGAGGGACUUCCUUUGGCUGUAACUUUGAGUCUUGCUUUUGCUAUGAAGAAGAUGAUGAAUGAUAAAGCGCUAGUUCGACAUCUGGCUGCCUGUGAAACAAUGGGUUCCGCCACUACUAUCUGCAGUGAUAAAACCGGGACUCUAACAACUAACCACAUGACUGUUGUCAAAACUUGCAUCUGUGGGGAGAUUAAGGAAGUGAGCGGUUCUGAGAAGUUUGGGUCUUCUAUUCCUGAAUCGGUUAGGAAAAUUCUACUUGAGUCGAUAUUCAACAACACUGGAGGAGAUGUUGUGGUUAACGAAGCUCAGAAAGUAGAGAUUCUAGGCACUCCCACUGAAACUGCUCUUCUUGAAUUGGGUCUCUUGCUUGGUGGAGACUUUGAGGAAGAAAGAGUGAAAUCGAAGAUUGUAAAGGUUGAGCCUUUCAACUCUACAAAAAAGCGAAUGGGAGUAGUUCUAGAGCUUCCUGAAGGAGGUUUCCGUGCUCAUUGUAAAGGUGCCUCGGAGAUAGCUUUAGCUGCAUGUGACAAGUUUCUUAAUUCUAAUGGAGAUGUUGUUCCACUUGAUGAGGCAUCCACCACCCAUCUCCAAGACACGAUUGAGAAGUUUGCUAGUGAAGCCCUUCGAACUCUUUGCCUUGCAUACUCUGACAUUGGAAGUGAAUUUUCAGAAAGUGGUGAUAUUCCUUUCCAAGGAUACACUUGCAUUGCUAUUGUCGGUAUCAAAGAUCCAGUCCGCCCUGGUGUCAAGGAAUCUGUUGCGGUUUGUAGGUCUGCUGGAAUUGUUGUUCGGAUGGUCACUGGAGAUAACUUAACAACUGCCAAGGCCAUUGCCAGAGAAUGUGGAAUUCUGACUGACGAUGGGCUAGCAAUUGAAGGUCCUGAGUUCAGGGAGAAGAGUGAUGCCGAGUUGCAGCAACUUAUUCCCAACCUCCAGGUGAUGGCUCGAUCUUCACCAAUGGAUAAGCAUACCCUUGUGAAGCAACUAAGAACUACGUUUCAAGAGGUUGUCGCUGUGACUGGUGAUGGUACAAAUGAUGCUCCUGCACUUCAUGAGGCAGAUAUUGGGCUUGCUAUGGGUAUCGCAGGAACUGAGGUGGCUAAAGAGAGUGCGGAUGUCAUUAUUUUGGAUGACAACUUCUCAACAAUUGUGACAGUGGGAAAAUGGGGGCGUUCGGUUUAUGUGAACAUCCAGAAGUUUGUGCAAUUUCAAUUGACUGUUAAUGUAGUUGCCCUUGUUGUCAACUUCACUUCAGCCUGCCUUACUGGUUUAUAUGAUCCGAUUGCUCUUCCAGGAAAUGCCCCUUUAACAGCUGUUCAGCUUCUGUGGGUCAAUAUGAUCAUGGACACUCUAGGAGCACUGGCUUUAGCCACAGAGCCUCCAACUGAUGAUUUGAUGAAGAGAGCUCCGGUUGGUAGGAAAGGCAACUUCAUCAGUAAUGUAAUGUGGAGGAAUAUCACGGGGCAAUCUUUGUAUCAAUUCGUGGUGAUAUGGUACCUUCAGACACAAGGAAAGGAAGCAUUUCGACUUGACGGCCCAGAUUCUGAUUUGAUACUCAACACUCUCAUUUUCAACUCAUUUGUCUUUUGCCAGGUUUUCAAUGAGAUCAGCUCAAGGGAGAUGGAAAAAGUGAAUGUCUUCGACGGCAUAUUGAAGAACUAUGUGUUCGUAGCUGUGUUGAGUUGCACUGCCAUCUUCCAGAUCAUAAUUAUUGAGUUCCUGGGUACAUUUGCAAGCACAACUCCUCUCACGUGGCAGCAGUGGUUUGUAAGCAUAGCAUUUGGGUUCCUCGGCAUGCCAAUUGCUGCUAUUCUGAAGAUGGUUCCUGUAGGAUCAAGCUGAUUGUGAAGUCCUGAUUCUUCAACAUGGAAAAUGACAGCACUUGUUUUGAGUGGUGGGGGAGGAAGGAACUACUCACUAGUCACUACUCAGGGAAGAGAGAACCCUAUUAGCAGAAGUUUCUAUGGAAGGAAGGAAGGUGGGGAGGGAAGUGAAAGACAGCAAAGCUUUGAUGUUGCUGUUGUUGUUGUUUUCAAGUCAAGGGAAGGGCAGGACUGUGCAACUGGUAUAGCCCCAGAAGAAGGUUUUACUUUCUUUUGCAGAGAAAUAGGUACCCAAAAAUUGACAGAGAGAGCAGGGGACAGUACCAAGUACUUCUUUAGCCAGUUUUUGACCUGUACAGCUAUGUAUUGAGCUCUUAUUGGACUUUGGUGAAAAUGAAAAGAAAACGAGAAAAGUUUUCAUCUUUUUGGCUUUUCCCCCCUGCCUUAUUUUUCACCCUCCCUCCAUCAUCAUAUCUAUGGAGACGUCAAUCCCAUCUGGCUCGUAUCUUUUGGGGUUUCUCUCUUUGCCAGAGUCACCACAACAACAAUCAAUUUUGGUUUUGGGUUCCUUGUGAGUGUUGGUUGUGACUUGUGAGUGUGCAGCUGCAGAGCUCUCUCUGUCUCUCUCUGUGGUACCAUUUUCUUCCAAUCUUGCUUGCAUAUGCAAUCACACUGGAUUUCCUUUACUGUUAUUUGGC
This is a messenger RNA of Linum tenue, 4216 nucleotides long. The record is from the annotation of a GenBank genome assembly. Lineage: Eukaryota; Viridiplantae; Streptophyta; Magnoliopsida; Malpighiales; Linaceae.